AUGGAAAUUGUGGUUGCUGUUAUCCAGUGCAAUGCAAAUGGGUGCCAAGCCCAAUUGCUGCUCUCUCUUGCUGCAAUUCUGUUGUUCCCUGCUCAUUUCUACUACCCAACAACUUCAUUGCUCAGAGUAGUAUCUGAUCUUGUAGUACCUUCCCUUCCCUUCCAUUUUCUUACAGAUCAAUUUCCCAAUGAAUAUAACCCGCUAUGCGAUGAUUUCCCACCGGACUUUCCACCGCCCGACACACCGACGGUGUCGAUCUUCUGUGUAGACCCCAACGGCUGCUGCAACUUCACGACGGUGCAGGCGGCGGUCAAUGCUGUUCCAAACUUCAGCAGGAAGAGGAAUGUUGUGUGGAUCAACAAGGGCGUCUACUUCUGCAUUGUUGCAGUGACAGUCCCAGCAACCAAGCCCAACAUUACAUUUCAAGGGCAGGGAUUCUACCUGACGGCAAUUGCAUGGAAUGACACCGCCAACUCAUCACACGGCACGUUCUAUAGCGCUUCAGUCUCCGUUUUCGCAGCAGGCUUUGUCGCGAAAAACAUAAGCUUCAUUAAUGUAGCACCCAUCCCAAGGCCUGGUGCUGUCGACGCGCAGGCAGUGGCAAUCAGGAUCAACGGUGACCAAGCCGCAUUCUGGGGUUGUGGCUUCUUCGGUGCGCAAGAUACCCUCCAUGACGACCGAGGCCGGCACUACUUCAAGGAAUGUUUCAUCCAAGGCUCCAUAGACUUCAUCUUUGGAGAUGCUAGGUCACUAUAUGAAAACUGCAGAUUGAUCUCCAUUGCAGAUCCAGUGCCUGCAGGGCAAAGAUCAAUCACCGGUUCAGUCACUCCACAUGCCCGGGAAUCCGACGACGAUAACACUGGCUACUCAUUCGUCAAUUGCAGCAUCGGUGGCACCGGUUGGAUAUGGCUUGGCCGAGCAUGGAGACCAUAUUCUCGUGUCGUCUUUGCCUACACAUUAAUGUCAGACAUCAUAGCCUCUGAAGGAUGGAAUGAUUGGAAUGAUCCUUCAAGAGAUCAGACUGUAUUUUAUGGAGAGUACAAGUGUACAGGUGAUGGAGCAAACCUGGCAGAUAGAGUGCCGUAUGCUCAAAAGCUUAGUGAUGAGCAAGUGUUGCCUUUCCUGAACACAUCUUUCAUCGAUGGAGAUCGAUGGCUGAAACCAUACUGUGAUUCAAUAAUAUCUGCUUGAAGUAACUGUAGAUAGAGAACAAUCGUAACUUGAAACAGGGAAAAAUAGCGCAUUCCAUUCAUUGAUCUUUCUCACACAUAUAUCCCAUAGAACCAACAAUUACAAUUGUGCAAAUGUAAGUAUUUCAGAGAGAUGAUAUUCUUGACAAAGAUUACACUAAUAAUGCUAGGGGAGACAGGAACUUUAAGCGUUGCGUUACACUAAUUGGUACAUACAGUACUUGACUAAUAUCAACAUCCUAAUGGCAAGAGUUGUCAUGUCGUAAUCAAAAUUGGCAGAUCUCAUCUUCUUGUACUGGGACUGCAGUUUCUUUCAGACAACCAAUAUGCCUGGAAUGAAAUCUCACUUGGUGCAUGGAAUGUU
This is a messenger RNA of Phragmites australis (common reed), 1554 nucleotides long. RefSeq names its product probable pectinesterase 8. The coding region runs from base 1 to 1191 and encodes 396 amino acids. The record is from RefSeq and is a predicted model, not a curated record. Lineage: Eukaryota; Viridiplantae; Streptophyta; Magnoliopsida; Poales; Poaceae. Gene Ontology annotation, molecular function: pectinesterase activity. The transcript is spliced from 6 exons. Gene Ontology annotation, biological process: cell wall modification.